AUGGAUGAUGAGACAACCAGUGGCCGAGCCUGCCCCCCUCUGUGUCCUCUCACACUCCCUCUCUUUACCCCUGCAGUUCGUCGUGUGCCUCCCCGUUUCUCCAUCCCCCCCACCAAUCAUGAUGUGAUGCCCGGCGGCAGCGUCAACCUGACCUGCGUUGCUGUCGGGGCCCCCAUGCCUUAUGUCAAGUGGAUGAGAGGCGAGGUGGAACUGACCCGGGAGGAAGAGAUGCCGAUUGGCCGCAACGUCCUAGAGCUCACCAACAUCCGACAGUCUGCCAACUACACCUGUGUGGCCAUAUCCUCCCUGGGCAUGAUCGAGACCACGGCCCAGAUCACUGUCAAAGCCCUGCCCAAGCAGCCCACCUCCCUCAUUGUGACAGAAACCACAGCCACCAGUGUCACCCUGACCUGGGACUCUGGCAACCCAGAACCAGUGUCCUACUAUGUUAUCCAGUACCGCGCCAAACUCUCUGACAAUGGCUUCCAGGAAGUAGAUGGAGUAGCCACAACCCGAUAUAGCAUUGGCGGUCUCAGCCCCUUCUCCGAAUAUGAGUUUCAUGUCAUGGCUGUCAACAAUGUCGGCCGGGGUCCUCCCAGCGGCAUCGUGGACACGCGUACAAGUGAGCAAGCACCCUCAUCGCCUCCUCUUCACGUCCAGGCUCGCAUGCUGAGCUCUAGCACCAUGCUGAUUCAGUGGGAACCUCCGGAGGAGCCCAACGGCCAGAUCCGGGGCUACCGAGUUUACUACAGCUCAGAGCAUGAAACGCCGCUCAGUGCCUGGCAGAAACACAACACGGAUGACAGCCAGCUCACCACCAUCUCAGGUCUAACCACAGAUAUCACCUAUAGCCUGAGGGUGCUGGGCUUCACAUCUGUGGGAGACGGGCCUCCAUCUGAUGUUCUGCAGAUCAAGACCCAGCAGGGAGUUCCGGCUCAGCCAUCUACUUUUGAGGCCGAGGCUGAGCUGGACUCACAGAUCAUGCUCUCAUGGCUUUGGCCUGUCCAGGACCCUAUCAUUGGCUUUGAACUGCUCUACUGGGAGGCCAACAAUCCCACAGACAAGCAUCGUCUCAUUUUCGACCCAGCAGGCUAUUAUGCAGUUGAUGGUCUAAAGCCGGAUACACUGUACAUGUUCUCCCUGGCAGCAAGAUCUGAAAUGGGUUUAGGAGUCUUUACUCAACCUAUUGAGGCCAGGACCGCCCAAUCCAUGCCCGGAGCUCCUCCCAGGAAGGUAGAGGCAGAUGCCCUCAACUCCACUGCCCUUAGGGUGACCUGGAAGCCACCCCUGUCUGUAAAGCAGCAUGGCCAGAUCAGAGGCUACCAGCUGGUCUACUCCAGGCUAGAAAACGGGGAGCCUCACGGCCAGCCAGUCAUCAUGGACGUUUCCCUCCCUGAAGCCCAGGAGGCCAUUAUAACAGGUCUGCUCCCAGAGACUAUGUACUCUGUGACUGUGGCUGCAUACACCACCAAGGGCGAUGGAGCUCGCAGCAAGGCCAAGGUGGUCACCACCACAGGAGCAGUGCCUGGUAAACCCACCAUGAUGAUCAGCACCACCAUAGGGAACACUGCCCUGAUCCAGUGGCAGCCCCCUAAGGAGAUAGUGGGGGAGCAUGUGGGAUACCAGCUGCAGUACAAAAGAGCAGAGGAGGGAGCUUUCAUUGUCAAAGACUUCAGACAGACAGAUGAUCAUUUCACAGUCACUGGCCUACACAAGGGAGCCACCUACAUUUUCAAAUUGUGCGCCAAAAACCGAGCAGGCAACGGAGAGGAGUAUGUUAAGGAGAUCAGUACCCCUGAAGACAUUCCCAGCAGCUACCCCCAGAAUCUGAGUGUAGUAGGCCUGACUGCCACCUCCACCAAGCUGGCCUGGGACCCCCCUCCUCUGGCCGAGAGGAACGGGAAGAUUGUGAAGUACGUGGUGGUGUAUCGAGAUAUCAACAGCCAGCACAACAGCACCAACACUACCACAGAAACACAGAUGACCGUCCAAGGUUUGCAGCCUGACACAACCUACGACAUCAGAGUCCAAGCUUUCACCAGCAAGGGGGGAGGACCCAUCAGCCCCAGCAUUCAGAGCAGAACCAUGUCCACCUCUAUGCCAGACCUUCCCUCAGUAUUCACCAAGAACUUUGGUGUGAAGGCUGUGAUGAAAACCUCUGUCCUGCUGACCUGGGAAGUGCCAGAAACCUACAAAUCUCAAGUGCCUCUUAAGAUCCUGUACAACCAGCAGAGUGUGGAGGUCCCAGGCAACCUAAAGAGGAAGUUGAUCACACAGCUGCAGCCAGAUACUGAUUAUUCCUUUGUGCUAAUGAGCCGAGGGAACAGUGCAGGUGGCCUUCAGCAGCAAGUUUCCAUCCGAACAGCUCCAGACCUGCUGAAGAUGAAACCAAUUCAAUACCAACACAAUAUGGAGGAGGGUGGUAAAGUGACCAUCAGUCUUCCCAGGGCCCCUGCUGGAGCACCCAUCAGAUGGUACUACAUAGUGGUUGUCCCUGUCACCCCGGCUUCUCUGAGGAGAUGGGAGAACCCUGAAGACAUGGACAUACAUGAGCUCCUGGAGGCUGGUGCUGACAGCAGUCUGCAGAGGAAGAGGAGACAGAGCCAGGACUUCCUGCAGCCCUACAUCACUGCCAAGCUGGAUGGUCUGCCUGAGAUUUUCACUCUGGGUGAUGAGAAGAAAUACAACGGCUACUACAACAAACCCCUCGCUGGCCAGCAACAGUAUCGUUGCUUUGUUCUGGCUGACCUGAUGGACCACGAGUCUCAGAGGACAUUUGCAGCCAGCCCGUUCUCUGAGCCCAUCACGGUGAAGCUCAACAGUGGGAUGACGCGACAAACUGAGGACCCAGAGAUGCUGUGGGUGAUGGGUCCAGUGCUGGCUGUCAUUCUCAUCAUCAUCAUAGUCAUUGCUAUUCUACUCUUCAAGAGCAAACAAGAAAGGAAACGAACAUCUCCAGCCAAGGACGAGCACAUGGCAGGGGUCAAGGACUUACUGCUGGCCCACUCCUCAGAUCCUGUGGAGAUGAGGAGACUCAACUAUCAGACACAAGGUCUAUUGAUCCAGGGCAGCAGUUCACCUGGGAGCACUCCAACCUGGAGGUCAACAAGCCAAAGAACCGAUAUGCAAAUGUUAUUGCCUACGACCACUCCAGGGUCAUCCUCACACCUGUGGAUGGAGUUCCAGGCAGCGACUACAUUAAUGCCAACUACAUUGACGGCUACAAGAAACAGAAUGCUUACAUCGCCACACAGGGGCCUCUGCCAGAGACGCUGAGCGACUUCUGGAGAAUGGUGUGGGAGCAGAGGACCUGCACCAUUGUUAUGAUGACUCGCCUAGAGGAGAAGUCACGGGUGAAGUGUGACCAGUAUUGGCCCAGCCGAGGCACAGAAACAUAUGGGAUGAUUCAGGUGACCAUGCUGGACACUGUGGAGCUGGCUACGUACAGUGUCCGUACAUUCGCCCUCUAUAAGAAUGGCUCGAGUGAGAAGAGAGAGGUUCGACAGUUCCAGUUCAUGGCCUGGCCUGACCACGGAGUGCCUGAGUACCCCACCCCAACGCUAGCCUUUCUACGCAGAGUCAAGGCCUGUAAUCCUCCAGACACUGGACCAAUGGUGGUCCACUGCAGUGCUGGUGUGGGCCGGACUGGCUGCUUCAUUGUGAUCGAAGCCAUGCUGGAGAGGAUGAAACACGAGAAGUCAGUAGACAUUUACGGUCAUGUGACGUGCAUGCGAGCUCAGAGGAACUACAUGGUGCAGACGGAAGAUCAGUAUGUGUUCAUCCACGAGGCGCUGCUGGAAGCUGCAAUGUGUGGCAACACAGAAGUCCCCGCCCGAAACCUGUACGCCCACAUUCAGAAGCUCACCCAGAUCCCUCUUGGAGAGACUGUCACCGCCAUGGAACUGGAGUUUAAGAAACUGGCCAACUCUAAAGCACAUACCUCAAGAUUCAUCAGUGCCAACCUGCCGUGUAACAAAUUUAAAAACCGCCUGGUGAACAUCAUGCCUUUCGAGUCCGAAAAGUGCCAUCAGUUGGCCUGCCGAGCGUCCUCUGCACGCUACCAGUACUUUCGUAGUGGACCCAUGGCUGAUUAA
Molecule: messenger RNA, 4094 nt
Organism: Morone saxatilis (striped sea-bass)
Lineage: Eukaryota; Metazoa; Chordata; Actinopteri; Moronidae
Gene: ptprfa
Product: protein tyrosine phosphatase receptor type Fa
Biological process (GO): protein dephosphorylation
Molecular function (GO): protein tyrosine phosphatase activity; protein binding
Source: RefSeq, a predicted model, not a curated record